Messenger RNA from Punctularia strigosozonata HHB-11173 SS5, 2499 nucleotides. RefSeq lists its product as uncharacterized. Bases 1 to 2499 code for a protein of 832 amino acids. Gene Ontology annotation, molecular function: protein binding. The record is from RefSeq and is a predicted model, not a curated record. NCBI's taxonomy places the organism in Eukaryota, Fungi, Basidiomycota, Agaricomycetes, Corticiales, Punctulariaceae. The transcript is spliced from 11 exons.
AUGCUGGACUUGAGCGAUACUUUGGGAUGGGUGUCGAUAGGCUGCUGGUUAGGCGCCCAAUUCCCACAAGUCGUUGAGAACUACCAAAGACAAUCCGCGGACGGGCUCGCCCUUCCAUUCCUGGCAAACUGGUUAUUCGGGGAUAUAACGAACCUCCUCGGAUGCAUCUUGACCAAGCAGUUGCCUUUCCAGACGUACCUUGCCGGUUACUUCGUCUUCGUCGACUUCAGCCUGCUGUCGCAGUACUUAUAUUACACUCGCCUCAAUCCUCCGUCAAAGCCGUACGCAAGCUACGUCCAUGAUCGGAGUGACUCGUUUACGGGCAGCCGUCGCGUUUCUCAUGAACGCGAAGCAUCCCGAUACCGUACCCUCUCACAUGUUGCGGCCAACGUUGCUGCCGCCGCAGCACUUGCAGCACAACAAGAGUCUCGGGCAACAUCACCACAUCACCGUAGGACCCGAAGUCGAACCACUGGCGACUACCUAAAUCGAGGACGCUCCAACUCGCGAGUCUCGGAGGAAGCCGACGAAGUUGACGAACAGGCCUUGGCGACGCUUGCCGACAGCUUCCACUCGGAACGGGGAACGAGGGCUCGAAAGCACGUAUCUUGGAGCAGGGAACGCCGGGGAGGACGGGGAGGGAGCCUUGGCCGAACUCGGCAUCUCGUCUCACCCUUGUCCCCUAACAUCCCGCCAGAGGAGUUGCCCGAGACCCUCGUAAAUCGUGGUCGAUCUACGCAACGUGCAGAAGAAGAAGAGGCAGAUGUGCUCACCAACCGUCGCAAUUCAAGGGCGGGCAGACAAGGCGCUAGUUUAGUAUUCCUCGGUGUUUGGGCUCUGUUUGGGAUCAGUCAUUGGUCUGGCAUGAAGCGGGAUCCUGCCAUCUCCCCAAGUGCAACAAGGACCGGACAUGUUGUGGCUGCAUCAGAAGUGCCUGUCGCCAGCCCUCCUAUUCUAGCACAACCACCCGAUGCCGUGGAUAUAACUACGCCGAUCCUUGUUUCCUUCGCGAACCCCUAUGACGAGUCGAUGCCCCGUUGGCAUGGCGAGGCUCACGAUGAAGUUCCGCCAUCUACGGAACGUGUUAUUGGCCGCAUUUUUGCUUGGGUCUGUACCACGUUAUACCUCACGUCACGACUACCUCAAAUUUGGAAAAACUGGGUUCGGAAAUCCGCUGAAGGUCUCUCCGUCUACCUUUUCAUCUUCGCCUUUCUCGGCAACUUCUUCUACGUUGCGUCGAUCCUUACGUCGCCGAACCUGGGUAAGCCAGCACCGGAGGCAGCAGCUUUCCUGAAGGAAAGUAUUCCGUACCUCUUAGGAAGCGGUGGUACGCUCAUGUUCGACGUGACAAUUGUCACUCAAACCAUCAUCUAUCGACCGCGUCGCCCACGCCGGGCAUCCGUCUCCACGAAGCCUCAUGCUGCGACCGCCAGCGAAGAAGAGGCGGGGCUCUUGAGCGGAGAUGCGCUCGCGGAGUCCGUCGAGAGUCUUUCGAGGCCGCGCAGAACGACCUCGAUUCUGAGUCUCCGCAUGGAGCCCAACAUUAACGCUGACAUUCAGCGUUCACUCGUCCUUGACUACCUUGCGCAUAACUCGUACUCCAACACUGCCCGGGUAUUUGCCAGGGAUAGUUCUGUGCGACAACUCGACGCAGAUGGAGACGAAAUCAUGCACGGGCAUAGCGAGCUCACCGACGACAGCAGCCGUUUAACGGACGAUGCACUGCAGGAUAUGGACAGAAGACGAGAGAUCAAGAUACACCUGUUAUCCGGUCGUAUUGACGAUGCAACCGCUGCACUGAACAUACACUUUCCUUCUGUGCUCUCUUUAAGCUCAGACGAAUUGGCCGUCGAGGCGACUUCCCCGUCCAGAUGCUUCAUCGCACGCACUGUCGAUCCCGGGCACCUCGCCCUAAAUCUGCGCAUCCAAGCUUUCAUCGAAGCGUGCCGCACCGUGCCUCUCGAAUACAACCCUUCGACCGACAGCGCCUCCAGUCUAUCUCCCUCAUCUCACAGCAAAGUAAGGUCACUGUCUUCAUGUGAUCAUCCGGACGACAAGCAGAGGGAUCUGCUCCAGCGAGCGAGGAAAUUAUAUGCGCAGGCGAACGCGCUGGACAAGCCGACGGAUCGUGCCCGGUUCCUUGAGGAACUCAAUCAUGUCAGCGGAUUACUUGCCUACACUGUUCCCGAGAGCAGCCCCAUGGUCAAGUAUCUCAGCCAAGAACGGCGUGAGGCCGUUGCGGACCAAAUCAACAGCGCCAUCCUGUAUCGUACAGGGCGGGGCUCUGUUUCCAACGUCGAGCUGUACGCUCGUUACACGACGGUGCUGUGGUCUUUCAUACAAGAUAUACAUAUUCCACCAACCAGCGCCAACAAGCCUCCUGGCAUUGGCACUCCACCCCAGUUAAGCCUGGCGGAUUCAUCCGCCCCCAAGAUGCGCAUGACCGGUGUAAGGAAUCCAGAGGUGCGUCAACAUUCCAGAUUCACUGCCAGUCGCUAA